This is a messenger RNA of Acanthopagrus latus (yellowfin seabream), 2401 nucleotides long. It is a transcript of the gene armc6, whose product is annotated as armadillo repeat containing 6. The coding region runs from base 10 to 1416 and encodes 468 amino acids. NCBI's taxonomy places the organism in Eukaryota, Metazoa, Chordata, Actinopteri, Spariformes, Sparidae. Gene Ontology annotation, molecular function: protein binding. Gene Ontology annotation, biological process: hematopoietic progenitor cell differentiation. The transcript is spliced from 7 exons. The record is from RefSeq and is a predicted model, not a curated record.
GGAGGAAAAAUGGCGAAGCGGAGGAUCACCCAAGAAACCUUUGACGCUGCUGUGAAGGAAAACAUGGAGGAGUUUGAGAUGGACCCUGAUGAGGCUUUGAGGGAGGCUGUGGAGCAGUUUGAGUCUCAAGGUGUCGACCUCAGUUUUAUAGUAAAAGCUGUACCAGCUGUAGCAUCUGAAGAAAAACCAGAAGAGCAAACACAUGAGAUCAUACAGGCUUUGGAAUCCCUCCGAAUUGGAAAAGACUCCACCAGUGUUACAGAAGUGACGGCAGACAUGAAACGCUUCACUGAGCAUUGCUUACUUGGAUUUGCCCAGAGGUACCUGGCUGCCCAAAAAGAUGCCUACCCCGUCAUCCUCGCUUACUGCAAAAAAAGUAUAGAGGAGCAGGAUGCAGUGUUGACCACCCUGUCUGCACUGGCUGCACUGACAGAUGGACAGCCAGACUUGUUGGAUGCAGAGGGCCAGCAGUUCCUUCUUGAUGUCUUUAAGAAGUACCAGGCAGAUUCCUCUGUGGUGCGUGUAGUGAUUCGCACUGUACGCCACUGCUGUUUGAAACAUGAACAGAACAGGCAGGAUUUGGUAAAAGGUGGCAUCCUGCCUCUGAUGACUGGCGCCAUUACACAACACAGUGGAUGUGCUGAUCUAGUCAAGGAGGCCUCUGCAGCUCUCAGAUUCAUGACGUUUGACGACGACGUCCGAGUUACAUUUGGACACGCUCACGAACACGCCAAGAUGAUUGUUCUAGAGCACAAUGGACUGAAGGUUUUGAUUGAGGCUGCGAAAGCUCACCCUAAUAAUUCUUCUGUUCUGAGUGAACUUUGUGCAACCUUGUCCCGCCUGGCUGUAAGGAAUGAGUUCUGCCAAGACAUCUGUGAUCUGGGAGGACUGAAACUAAUGAUGACACUGCUCGCAGACAGCUAUGAGUCAGCGGAGCUGGUUCGGCAGGUCCUCAGUGCAAUACGAGCCGUAGCAGGAAACGAUGAUGUGAAAGAUGCCGUCGUUAAUGCUGGUGGAGUCCAGCUCAUUGUCAUUGCCAUGAAUAGACACAUGAGCAACUCUGCGGUGUGUGAGCAGGGCUGUGCUUGCCUCUCUGUCCUCGCUCUACGUAAGCCAAACAACUGCAAAGUCAUCAUGGAGAACGGAGGUGCCUUGGCAGCUAUUCAGAGUAUGAAGACGCAUACUGAUGCAGUCAAUGUGCAGAAACAGGCAUGUAUGCUGUUGAGAAACCUGGUUUCACGUACGAACAACUACAACCAACCAAUCCUGGAGAUGGGAGCAGAGGCCCUGAUAACCCAGGCGCUCAGGACCCAUCGAGACUGUGGCGACGUGGGUAAAGCGGCCCUCAGAGAUCUGGGAUGCCAGGUGGAGCUCAAAGAGCUGUGGACCGGCAAACAUGGCAGCCUCACCAACUGAAUGUAGACGAGAACACCCCUGUACACCUUCACCAUGAGGUUCCCUUAAGUGCAGUUUUAAGCUAAAUUAAACAUUGGGAUGUUCGUUAACAUAGCGAAUACUUAAAGCAGAUGCACCUACCCAGUUAUACAUAUUUGUAAAAAAAAAAAAAAAGUAGUUGAAGUAGAAAAGGCCUGUGAGCAAAUCACAGAACCCACAAAACACCUUUGAGAGGUUGAUUAUGUUUUUUAGUCCUUCUGCCUUUGACAACCACGAAGAGGGUCAAUAGUUCUGUUGUAAAUGUUUUCUUUUCUAUUAAUGUUUACUUUAGUAAUUUUUCCGAUGAUGACUUUUAUAUAUGUGCCACAUUUAUGUUCAUGAGAUGUCAGAGGUAAAUGUCUGUGUUUUGUGCCAGGGGGGUAAAGUAAAAACGUAUUUUCUGUCACACAAGUACUUUUAAUGGAACCAAUCACAAUCUCCUCAUCCUCACGCCGAUGGAAAGUCAGGUGAAGUGUGGUAGCCCACAAAACAUUUCUGGAGCUUCACAGCAAAACAGUGUUGCAGCAUUAUCUCAAAUAACUGAAGUCGAUGGGGGCUUGUUUUAAAACAGCUGCUGGAAAAAAAAUUAAAAAAAUAAUAGGAAAUAGCUGCAACUCUGUUUUUCUGUUAGGCUCCAGAAACGUUUUGUGGACUUUGAAACCUCACCCGACUGUCCAGUGGCGUGUGAGCGAGUAGAUAAUGACAGAACGUUCAUUUUUGGGUAAAAUGUUCCUUUAUCUGCACUAGUUUGUGCAGUUUCCCUUCCCCCAUUGUGGCAGAACAAAAUGUUAUGCAUUGACUGCCUUAUAUUUUAACUGUAGCGAAAUGUUUCCUUUCUUUUUGUUGUAUUUUUGUUUGUUAUAUACAUGCUGGCUGACCUCUCUGAUAUGUAGACCUGCCACUGACAACAUCACAGUGCGUAACUCUGCACGAUCAUGAUAAAUACAUUUUGGGUGCCUCACCUUUA